GUAAGACUUAAGACAGUCCUCCUAUCCAAACAAACUCCUAAAGUCUUUCACUUUCUCUCAUACCUAGUUUUUCUUCUUCCUCUCUCAAAAUCCAAGCCCUAGUAUUAGCAAUAUUUCCACACUAACAGAGACAGUUAUAUUAGUACUUGAAAACAUUCUCCAAAAAUGGUAACAAAGCAACAGAAAACAUCAUUAUAGCAUAACAGCAACCUCAAUUUAGCAACAAAAAAUGACAGUUGAAGACCACAGCAACGAAUGGCCACCAAUGGCUUCACCACUUGACCUCCACAGAGAUGAACAUUGGACUAACUUUGACAGCUCAGUCAAUGCUGUUUCCUUUGGCUUUGUAGCUACUGCUAUUCUCAUUUCCAUGUUCUUAGUCAUGGCUAUUUUUGAGAGAUUUCUUAGACCCAUUUCUCCACCUAUGUCGCCGCCUGGUCGCCGGAGUCAGCGUGAUGUUGAGUCUCAGAUGAGUUCAUAUGGCAAGCUCUCUCACCCAUCACCAAAAAUGACUGUAUAUUCGACUGAGGUUUCAGUUUUGAUGCCUGGAGAUGUAAUUCCUACAUUCAUUGCCCACCCUGCUCCGUGCUGUCCGGAGCGGAUUGUGUGGCCUUCUCAUCAGCAUAACACGUUACCUUGUUCCACUUCCAACACUAGGCCGAAUAUCAAUGAAGUAUGAGAGGUCUGAAUUAAUGUGACAGUUUCCCAUAUUGCAUCAAAGGGGUUGAUAUGCAUUUUCUGUGAAGAAUAUAUUGUUCUUUCGGGUUUUCCUUUCGUCCAUUUUUACCUGGAGGAGUUCUCUUUAUAGUUUUCUUACAUGUAAUAUAGGAUUUAGUUUAGGUUUCUCAAUUGAAAAUCCUUUGAAGUACAAUAUCAAUUUAUGCCUAAACUUGAUUUCUUAACUUUGAUGAUGCUUUGGAGGCAUUUCCUUAAUGAUGUAAAUCUCAGUUAUCAAUAGAUAUAUAGUGUCCAUCAGCUGGAUAAACCUUGUACGAAUCUCCUCUAACACACUAUAUAUUAUUGUCAGGAAGGCAUCCCCAUGUAUUUUACACUCACUUUGGUUCUUGUUAA
Medicago truncatula (barrel medic) is the source of this 1071-nucleotide messenger RNA. RefSeq lists its product as uncharacterized. The coding region runs from base 230 to 679 and encodes 149 amino acids. The record is from RefSeq and is a predicted model, not a curated record. Lineage: Eukaryota; Viridiplantae; Streptophyta; Magnoliopsida; Fabales; Fabaceae. The transcript is spliced from 2 exons.